This is a messenger RNA of Ochlerotatus camptorhynchus, 1137 nucleotides long. RefSeq lists its product as uncharacterized. Bases 1 to 1038 code for a protein of 345 amino acids. The record is from RefSeq and is a predicted model, not a curated record. The transcript is spliced from 6 exons. Lineage: Eukaryota; Metazoa; Arthropoda; Insecta; Diptera; Culicidae.
AUGAUACCGCACGGUCGCGGUACGAUCGAAGCGGACUCUUUCGAUCCGCUCGGUGCACAUUUUCUGCUGCGCUGGGAGUUCUUGAUCCCCGGACUGGAGUUUUUCGUCGGCAAUUCCCGCCUGGAUAUUCCGAAGGAGUGCCGGGAGAAGAAGGUUGACAAGUUUGCCAAGAAGUACUUACCGUACAUAACGACCAGCACCAUCAACGGCCAAGAAUACCUUCAGAAGCACCUGCUGUCCUUCCUCUGGUCCUACGAAGGUGACACUCUCUUUUGGCCGGGUUUAGCAUCGUGCCGUUACGCGAAACCGGUGAUGGAGUGGUACGAAGCCAAUGGUGGUCACUCCGGUUUUUCCUGGACUCUGACGAUUCCGAUCAAUAAGGGACGUCGCCUGGGAGGAACUACGGUGAUGCGCCAUAGCCAUGAUGUAAUGCUUUCGGGCGGUUACGGGGAGGGCAAGGGCCAAGAGCUCAGGGAGUUCGACAUUGAUUUGGUUUUCAGACAGUCUUCUGAGGGUUUACGUAUAAUGGAGUUGCUCAGACAAGAAAAUUCAGUUAACAGCAAGCUUAUCAAGUCCAUCACAACCGUUCUAAGUGAUUACUUAGUGAGGAGAUUCGGAUAUCAUCCUAACGCGUACAACGUGUUGAAGUCCAGCAGUACAGCAAUCCCCCACGCCUUAUGGUUUUAUCCUCAUGGAAGAGGGCAGGGAAAACACAGUGGAAAGAUUCACUACCACAUUGAGUACAUGGUAAAAAAAUACAAGCAACAAGUUCAUCAACCAAGGCGUCUUGGCAACGUGGAUACUAUUGAUGGUGAUGAUAACAACAUGCUACAGGCUAGUGAAAUCCAAAACGAUUCUAUUGAAAGGCUGAAGUACAUUGUCCCAACUGACGCAUCUCUGGAAGUAAUUAAAAACGAUUGGGGACAAACGUUUGGCGCCAGGAAGAUCAUCAGAGAUAAUGGUGAUGAUGCAAAACUGGUUGACGAACUGCUUGAAGCUUUCCCUCUAAUGAUUGAGUUCAGCGGAUCUUUAGUAUAAUAGUUAAAACUAGCCGUUUCAUUCUAAUUACUUACAAAUUUUUCGGUUAUAGAUCUCAGUGGAUUUCGAAGUGAUGUUUCCUAAUGCUGGCGACUUCAA